UAGCCAAAGGCUUAUGGACCCGCAUACUCAAAUCGACCAAUCGUACUGAUAUAAGCCCGCCGGCUCCAGUGAUCGUGCCGGCCUCGACGCGGAACCCACGAAGCUUUCCUCAUUCCUCAUUCUCCUGAUCAAGAAGCUCUGUUGGCUUUCCCGCUCUUCAUCUAGAUUUUCCCACGGUUUUCAAUCAUCUGCCACGGCCAUGGCCUCGCUUCCUCAAUCCCGUGCAUCUAUGCGCUCUGAAAGGCUCUUGCCCUCAACGAAACUCGUUGGUGUGGGCGGUGGCGGUGGGAUCCCUGCGUUUGCACGUGCGAAGGCGGCCGGACUAAAGCGUUCCAUGACCUCAAGCCUGAGGGCGUCCUUUGAUGAUGAUGAUGCCGAUUCUGAAAGAGUUCGAGUUGCUGUUAGACUUUGCCCCAAAAAUGCUGAGGAUCUCUCUCUUGAAUCUGAUUUUAUUGACUGUGUUGAGUCACUGCCUGAGUUGAAGAGGUUGAAGUUAAGAAAGAAUAAUUGGAAAUCUGAAUCUUAUAGAUUUGAUGAGGUCUUUACUGAAAGCGCUUCUCAAAGACGAGUUUAUGAAGCUGUUGCAAAGCCAGUAGUGGAGCGUGUAUUAAAUGGGUAUAAUGGGACAGUUAUGGCUUACGGUCAAACAGGUACUGGAAAAACAUACACCAUUGGUCGACUCGAAAAAGAUGAUCCUUCUCAACGUGGAAUCAUGGUUAGAGCUAUGGAGGAUAUUCUUUCUCAUACGUCUCCUUUGCACGAUACUGUGUCGAUAUCUUAUCUGCAGUUGUAUUUAGAAUCAAUUCAGGAUCUCUUGGCUCCUGAAAAAGUCAGCAUUUCUAUUUCUGAAGACCCUAAGUCAGGUGAAGUGUCGUUGCCUGGUGCUGCUAUUUUUCAAAUAAUGGAUAUUCAACAUUUUCUGGAGUUGCUGCAGAUUGGGGAAGCAAAUCGUCAUGCUGCUAAUACUAAGUUGAAUACCGAAUCUUCUCGAAGCCACGCCAUUCUGAUGGUUUAUGUGCAGAGAUCUUCUAGAGGGCAGGAGGGAAAUGGCUCAUCAUCACUAGCUGUCACCGCUACUAAUGAUAUGCCUUCAUCCAAUGUACCAACUAUACUGAAAAGCAAGUUGCUAGUUGUUGAUCUUGCUGGAUCCGAAAGAAUUGAUAAAUCUGGUAGCGAGGGUCACAUGCUGGAAGAGGCAAAGUUUAUUAAUCUUUCACUUACCUCCCUUGGAAAAUGUAUAAACGCUUUAGCUGAAAACAGUCCGCAUAUACCAACAAGAGACUCCAAGCUUACAAGGCUCCUCCGUGAUUCAUUUGGAGGAAAUGCAAGGACGUCUCUUGUCAUAACAGUUGGGCCAUCUAGUCGACACUAUUCUGAAACAGCAAGCACAAUAAUGUUCGGACAGAGGGCGAUGAAGGUCAUCAACACAGUAAAGCUAAAGGAAGAAUUUGAUUAUGAGAGCUUGUGCAGAAAGCUUGAGAAUCAGGUAGAUUUUCUUACGUCUGAGAUGGAAAGGCAGCAGAGACUUAGAGAUUGUGAAAAAGAGAACAUGGAAAAGCGUUUGAAAGAGUGUGAAAUAUCCUUAGCUGAAGCCAAGAAAAAUCUUGCUAUGAAAAACAAGCACCAACUUGAGAGCUCAGCUUUUCAGAAGUUGCUUGCUGAUACUACGCAAAUGUACGAGGAAAAAGUAGCGGAGUUGAUUAAGAAGUUUGAAGCUGAGCAUUCACAGGUCUCUAGUUUGGAAGAACAGUUUGUUUCUGUGCGACAACAACUGAGUGAUAGUAUUGACUCACUUGAGAAGCAACAAAAAGCAAUCGACGACCUAAUUUUAAAGUUAGACGAGAUGUCAAUGAUGAAGAAAGAAGCUGAAAGCAUAAACCAGUCGCUAGAGGCAGUGAAAGAUGAACUCCUGUCUGAAAAGGAGUUGUUAGUUAAAGAGCUUAAAUCUUCUCAGGAAAAUUUGCUAGAUGAAGAAAAGCGCAGGAAAUCUCUUGAAUUUGACAUCAUCAAACUGAAUAAGCUAUUAUCUGAUAAUAGAGUUGCCUUUGAGGCUGAAAUGUCCAAAGGCAGAAGCAACAUAUCUAAACCAUCAUCUGGAUUAGAAUUUCCUAUGAAUUUAUCCAAGUCAAGCAAACCAAGAGGGACUGUUCCUGGUCAAAGAACGUUCAUUGCCAAAUUAUUUGAGGAAGUUGGCCUACCAAAAGUAUUGGCUCUAUUAAAGUCAGAAGAUUUGGAUGUACAAACUCAUGCUGUCAAGGUCGUUGCCAAUCUUGCUGCUGAAGAUUUAAACCAGCAAAGGAUUGUUGAAGAAGGAGGGUUAGAUGCUCUUCUCUUGCUUCUUGAGUCAUCUAAAGACGAGACAAUUCAGCGACUCACAGCUGGUGCUAUUGCUAAUCUGGCAAUGAAUGGGCUUAAUCAAGAUCUGAUUAUUUGUAAAGGGGGAGCUCGUCUUUUAACAAAUAUGGCCUCUCAGUCUGAUGAUCCACAAACACUUCGGAUGGUUGCUGGAGCAAUAGCAAAUUUAUGCGGAAAUGAAAGGUUACACAUGUUGCUGAAAGAAGAUGGUGGCAUUAAAGCACUAUUGGCUAUGGUCAGAUCUAGGCAUAACAAUGUCAUAUCUCAAGUUGCUCGAGGAAUUGCAAACUUUGCAAAAUGUGAAUCUCGCAGUAUUAAUCAAGGACACUGGAAAGGAAGGUCUCUUCUUAUUGAGGAUGGUGCACUUGAUUGGUUGGUUGCAAACUGCACAACAUUUACUGAUUCAACAAGACAUCACAUUGAACUUGCAUUGUGUCAUUUGGCUCAAAAUGUGGAAAAUGCCUUUGAUGUCAUUGAGAGUGGAGGAAUUAAGCAGCUUCUUCGUAUAUCAAAGGAGUCUUCAAGAGAAGAUAUCUGCAAACUUGCCAAAAAGGCUUUGAAGUCAAAUUCUGCAUUUUUGGAGCUGCAACAGUUAUGAAAAUAUUCUUGUUACAUAAAUCCUUAAAAAAAAUUGGAUCUGGAGCUUCUGAAGGAAAAUCUCACCAUGAGCUGCUAACGCAAGCUCGAAAAGCGCUUAUUGUUAACAAAAUUAUAUGAUUAAUCACUUUUUAGUAGACUUAGCACUUGACUAAGGAGCUCCUGACCCAACUUUUUUCUGCAUAAUUUGUUUUCUAACUGUACCAUUUGUCAACUUAAUUGUUGGAGGCUUGUUGAAUACAGCCAUUCUUUGAUGAUAGUGUAAAUGGAGAGUUUUGCUAUAAUUCUACCCUGUAAUGUGUUGAGAUGUACAGAUUCCUAACUAGCUCUAUAUGCCUUUGAGACAUAUUAUGUAGUGUAUACUAUCAUUUUUUUCACAUCUAUGUGUGAUACUGAUAGCCCUAUCUUUUUAUC
Molecule: messenger RNA, 3366 nt
Organism: Dendrobium catenatum
Lineage: Eukaryota; Viridiplantae; Streptophyta; Magnoliopsida; Asparagales; Orchidaceae
Product: kinesin-like protein KIN-UA
Exons: 19
Coding region: 200-2953 (917 amino acids)
Biological process (GO): microtubule-based movement
Molecular function (GO): microtubule binding; ATP binding; microtubule motor activity
Source: RefSeq, a predicted model, not a curated record